Molecule: messenger RNA, 1851 nt
Organism: Acanthosepion pharaonis
Lineage: Eukaryota; Metazoa; Mollusca; Cephalopoda; Sepiida; Sepiidae
Source: the annotation of a GenBank genome assembly
AUGCUAUUUUAUUCUUGCCUUUUUCCAUUUUUGUUUUUUUAUUCCUUCUUUUUUAUUUUGUAUUUUACCUUUGUUCUUUUUUUCUUUAUUCCUUCUUUUUCAUAUUUUUUUUAUUUUACAUUUGUCUUAUUAGCAUUUCAUUCCUUUUUCACUUUUACCUUUGCUUUUUUUCCAUUUUUUGCUCAUUCUUUCUUUCUCUUUUUCUAUUUUAUCUUUGACCUUGUAAAAACUUUGUCCUUUUUUCCUUUUUCUUCUUUUUCAUUUUUCUUCUUUUUCCUUUUUUCUUCUUUUUCCUUUUUUCUUCUUUUUCCUUUUUUCUUUUUUCUUCUUGUUCCUUUUUUCUUGUUGUUCUUUUUCUCUCUUUUUUCUUCUUUUUUCCUUUUCUCUCUUUUUUCUUCUUUUUUCCUUUUCUCUCUUUUUUCUUCUUUUUUCCUUUUCUCUCUUUUUUCUUCUUUUUUUCUUUUUCUUCUUUUUUCCCCUUUUUCCUUUUCUUCCUUUUUCUUCUUUUCCUUUUUCUUCUUUUGUCCCUUUUCUUCUUUUUUGUUUUUUCCUUUUUUCUUUUAUUUUUCCUGUUUUCUUCAUUUUUCUUUUUUUUCCUUUUUAUUCCUUCUUUUUCAUAUUUUUUUCUAUUUUACUCUUGUCUCAUUACCAUUUCAUUCCUUUUUCUUGUUUUACCUUUUUUUUCCAUUUUUUUUUCUUAUUCCUUCUUUCUUUUUUUCUAUUUUAUCUUUCCUUCAGUAUUUUAUAUACAUCUUCCAUAUUUUCAUUUCCAAAAUUUAUUUCUCUCUUCUGUCCAUUUCUAUUCUUCAACAAAUAACCCUUUACAUUCCUUGUGAUUACUCCCUUACAUUUUCUUUCUCCUCUCUGGCACCAUUUUCUCUCUUUUUAUCCUUUUCUCUUCUUGUUUCUCUCUCUUUCUAUCCUUGUCUCUGUUUUUCUCUUUUUGCAUUCUUGUCUCAGUCUGUUCCUGUCUCUCCCUUUUUGUUCCUGUCUAUUUCUUUUUCUUUCUAUUCUUUUCUACACCUCACUCUCUAUAUAUAUUCUUGUCUCUACCUGUUUCUCUCUCUUUCUAUCCUUUCUCUGCUUGUUUCUCUCUCUAUAUUCUUGUCUCUGCUUGUUUCUCUCUAUAUAUUCUUGUCUCUGCUUGUUUCUCUCCCUAUUCUUGUCUCUACCUGUUUCUCUCUCUAUAUUCUUGUCUCUACCCAUUUCUCUCUCUCUCUAUUCUUGUCUCUGCUUGUUUCUCUCUCUAUAUUCUUGUCUCUGCUUGUUUCUCUCUAUAUAUUCUUGUCUCUGCUUGUUUCUCUCUAUAUAUUCUUGUCUCUGCUUGUUUCUCUCCCUAUUCUUGUCUCUACCUGUUUCUCUCUAUAUAUUCUUGUCUCUACCCAUUUCUCUCUAUAUAUUCUUGUCUCUACCUGUUUCUCUCUCUAUUCUUGUCUCUACCCGUUUCUCUCUAUAUAUUCUUGUCUCUGCUUGUUUCUCUUUUUGAUAUCUUAUUUCUUUACUGUUGCUCUUCUUUUCUUAAACCUCCUCUCUUGUUUUUUCAUUUUCCCUCUCUCUUUCCUAUUUUCUCUCUAUUCUCAAUUUUCCAUUAUUUCUCUUUUGUUUCUUAGCCUUCCCCUGUUUUUUCUCACUCACUCACUCUCUUUCUUUCUUUCUUUUUCACCCUUAUUCGUCCUUUUUAUUUUCUCUUUUUAUCUUUCUUUCUUGUAUCUCUCCUCUUUUAUCUUUAUCUCCUCCCCCACUCUUUUUUUACUCUAUUCACCUCCCACUCUCUCUUUUUCUAACCAUUCCUUUGCUUUCCAACUUUGCCAUUAUUUCCCUCUGCUGGGAAAAGGAACUUCCCUAUCUUGA